UUCAGGCCUUCCAGCCUCGUCCCCAACCCUGUUCCACGUGUCCUUUCGACUGGAUCAGCUACAGAGGACAAUGCUUCCACUUUGGAGAAGCUGAGGGCAACUGGACAACUGGCCAGGACCACUGCCAGGCCCUUGGGGCCACCUUGGCCUCGCUCAGGAGCACAGAGGACCUG
Messenger RNA from Chaetura pelagica (chimney swift), 173 nucleotides. RefSeq names its product C-type lectin domain family 2 member H-like. Lineage: Eukaryota; Metazoa; Chordata; Aves; Apodiformes; Apodidae. The record is from RefSeq and is a predicted model, not a curated record. The annotation marks the transcript as partial. The transcript has a single exon.